Messenger RNA from Pecten maximus, 2231 nucleotides. RefSeq lists its product as uncharacterized. The coding region runs from base 212 to 1609 and encodes 465 amino acids. Gene Ontology annotation, biological process: proteolysis. NCBI's taxonomy places the organism in Eukaryota, Metazoa, Mollusca, Bivalvia, Pectinida, Pectinidae. The record is from RefSeq and is a predicted model, not a curated record. The transcript has 6 exons. Gene Ontology annotation, molecular function: cysteine-type endopeptidase activity.
UGGGCGAUAUCAUAUACAAAUUGUAUAGCGUAAAUAAAAAAAAUCUGGAGUGCUAUUUAAGACCAGCCUAUUUAUAACUGGCACUAACUGAAGUGUGACGCUACACAACACACACCCCACCAUUGCUGAAGAUGUUACUACAUGUGUGCAAGGUUAUUUACGUGACCUACUAGCCAGCAGACUCCAUCGUCAGGAGAGAUCUCAGGACAGUAUGGCCGAUCAGGACUCGAGUGGAGACAGCGAUGGGGACAUACCCGGAAGUGAGACUGCGGACGUCUCACAUCACGACGGCGGCUUCAAACAAUUCUUUUCGAGUGUGAAAAAGUUGUCGAAGCGUGUGGCUAGCUUGAGUGAGUCCCCAGCAUCAAGUCCGACGAUACCUCGAGAAAAUGCCCGGUCUCCCAACGACAGUACAUCAAAUCCCCAGGGAUCAUCUGGUGAUGCCUUCUUUGGAAAGGUCUUCGACGACCAACACAGUUCACAGUCCACGUCCACUACACCUGAACACGUGUAUGACUUUAGCUAUAGGUCACGUGGUGUGGCUGUUCUGAUCGUGAACGUGACCUUUCGUGACAAGAUAAUGUCUCCAGAUAGAAUAUAUGCCAAGCAUGACAUUGAAGUGUUCGAGAAAAUAUUAAAAGCGUUGAACUUUACCAUUAUAAAACUGAUUGAUCAUUCUACAGCGGAUUUACGUAGACGACUUGAAGAAAUACGUUCGUCUUUGACCUCGGACUGUGACUGCUUCCUGUGCCUGAUCAGCUCACACGGUCUGGAAACGAGGAUAUCCGACGAUAAACGGAAGCGACAACACACGACCUUCACCUACGACCGUUGGAUACCUACCGAUAGUAUCAUCAGACCUUUUACAGAGAACCAAUGUCGAUGUCUGAGUGGGAAACCCAAACUCUUCUUCAUACAGGCAUGCCGGACCGUUCACCGGUCAGCGGACGCCGACUCGAUAGACAGGGGGGUCAUUACUACGGAGGCCGUAUGUCAGCCGCCUGGUCAUCAUGGUGACGUCAGAGAUAAUCCUGUGCGAUUGGAGGGGACAGGGAACACUGCGAUAGAUAACUUGAAGACCGACCAGGACGAUCUGAACUCCUCAUCACAAGACCUCUCUCAGUCUGUUCGAGAGAAAGUCAAUUUGGAUGAAAUUCCUUUCGCUGACGAAACCGACGACAGCGAUGACCCUGACUUUUCUACAGCUGAUAAUUCACGUGCGUCAUAUUACCCUCCUCGCCCGCGCCAGUCUGAUGACGUGGACUUUUGUACAAUCCCCUGCUAUCCGCACUGUCUCGUCAUGUUCUCAUCUGCCCCAGAACGUUUCGCAUGGUCCAAUGACUUCAAGGGAGGAUGGUUGCCGUACUGUAUGUAUAAAGUUCUCUAUAAGAUGGCACAACGUCACUUCCGGAUCGACCUUCUACAAGCUCUAACGGAAGUGAAUGAGACUAUGGCGAAAAGCUUGGAGACAAACUCACCCAGCGACAAGGUUCUGCAUCAAGUCAAGUCCGCCGCUUGUAUCUACCAUAUGCUUACAAAGGAUAUUUAUUUCACACCCAAGUACGCCCCAGUACCUGUGGUCGAUAGAGUACAAGUCUCGGCAGUGUAAUUAAACAUAGUGUAUAAACAAUAUGCUUUAAACUAUUUCCGACAGUUUUUCAUAUAAUGACACCAAUCCGAACGUAAAGAACUGCAUCCAAUGAAGUGGGAUACUACGCCAGGCUUAGAAUUGGUUGGAAACUUCAAUGUGUUCCUUCUACUGAAGCACUAAUUAAUGUAUUAUUUUGUCCAUCCGGAACCAGGGCAACGCUUUCCGUAUCCUGCAUAUUUUUUUGUUUUGUUUUUAUUUUAUUUUAUUCACCUUAUUAUACCCUAUUUCCCCAAACAGAGAUAAACAUUAUUUGUUCACAAACAAAAUGAUCAAAAAUCCGCAUUAGCAAGAAAAAAAGUCAUGUUGAUAUGCCCAGCGCUACAAGCCUAGCCGCUCUCACAAGGAACAGUUAACUUGGACGUCCGACCUGAACUGGGAGAGUUCAUUGCAUUAAUGAUAUUACUCGCUAAUCAAACGCAGAAAAAGACAACUCUAAAAAUAAAAAAUUACCUGCUAAAAUUUUCCCCGGAGGAGUACCCCUGGACGUAAUCCGAAGGGCUCUGAUGUUAAUAUCGCCUUUCAAGUUGCCUUGCUACGUAGUAAGAUUGUCAGAAAAUUCGGACUACACCGGACCCCAUGU